Messenger RNA from Dendrobium catenatum, 1131 nucleotides. RefSeq lists its product as uncharacterized. The transcript has a single exon. The coding region runs from base 211 to 1131 and encodes 306 amino acids. The record is from RefSeq and is a predicted model, not a curated record. Gene Ontology annotation, biological process: defense response. Lineage: Eukaryota; Viridiplantae; Streptophyta; Magnoliopsida; Asparagales; Orchidaceae.
AGCCUAAAUAUUCCUAACAUAUUAACAAAAUCAUACUAAAUUAAGCAAAUUAUUCCCUCUCCUUUAAAUUAACCGCGCGUCCCGCCCUCCCUGGCGCCUCUUCCGCUUUCCCUUCCACCGCACCUUCCUCUCUUCCCCCUUCUUUAACCUACACGAUCUCCGUCCUUCCUCGUUCCUCCAACCCCAAAUUCCCACCACCUCUUACUAAAAAUGUCGCCGGAUGUCAGCGGCACCAACGGCGGCGACUUCCUCCUCUCCCCAACGGCGCCUCCGUCCACCUUCAACUUCCUCGAGCUAACCCUAAUAUCCGCCCAAGACCUCUUCCCCUCUUCCCGCUCCCUCCACACCUACGCCGUGACUUGGCUCCACCCCUCCCACCGCCUCCGCACCCGUCUCGACUCCAUCGGCCACACUUCCCCCACCUGGAACGACAAAUUCCUCUUCCGCAUCGACGAUUCCACUCUCUGUUCCGACACAUCCGCCAUCCAAAUCAACAUCUACGCUGCCCGCCCUCGUUUCCUUCCCGGCCCCGAUACUCUCCUCGGCACCACCCGCGCCAUUCUCAGUACCCUUCACCUCUCCCCUUCCACCCGAUUCUUCGCCCUCCAAGUCCGCCGCCCAACUUCCCUCCGUCCGCAGGGUAUCCUCAACAUCGGCAUCGGCAUCGCCGAUCCCUACGUUUGUAGCCUCCCGCUCUACGCCAAUCUCCGCACCUCCGCUUUCGCCUACCACGAUCUAAUGGCAGCCGCCAUGUCCGCUAAGCCGAGGAAGAAGGACGGUUUAAAGGGACUCGUCGCCGCCGCUCAGCCACGGCUUCCGCAACCUCAGCCUCAGCCUGCGGCUCUGGAUAGAAACGGGUCGGUGGGCGGGUCGGGGGAGAAGGAGCGAGUUGUUUUGGAAAAGAAGCUGAAGAAGUGGAGAUCGGAGAUUUGGGCCGUGGAGGAUCAGAUGGGAUGGGAGAAAGGGGGGCAAUCGCCGGCGGCAACUGAUGAUGAAGGGGGGUCCAGAAGGGCAAAGCCGAGGAGGCCUAGGGCGAUGUCUUGCUUUAAUCUUGCUGCGCAAUAUGCGGGUGAGAAUGAAGAAGAUGAUAACAGUAGCACGAGUAGCUGGAGCAGCAGUAGCCAGCGGUGA